AUGGAAUCUGCAGCGCCAGCAAAGCGACAAUGGAAGGGCCGCACUGACGAGCAGAAAGCCGAGCGAGCCCGAAAGCGCCAACAACAAAAGUCCGGGCUCAAUGCGCGAGGAUCACGUACAUCGACUGGCAAGAAGCCAACGAAAGUGCAGCGCGUGUUCAACAAACUUGAUGAAUGGAAUCCAGAAGAACUGACUUUGGACCAGACUUCGCGGUGCAAGACCGACGAAGCUUUUCGUACGAAAUUGGAGAAAAUAGGCUUGGGCGCGCGCCUUGGUAAAACGAACAUGCCCAUCACCGACGAUGCGGUGAUGCGACUCGCACGCGCCUGCCCAAACCUCAAGACACUUCGGCUUGAUUCGGCUCUUCUCAUCACAGGAACGUGCAUCCCACCCAUUCUCACAGCAUGCCCAAACAUCACUUCGCUCUGCAUCACCGGCCACAACGGCCGCACAGGAAGCUUAAACCUAGACAAUCUCAAGCCCAUGGCCGACGACCCCGCCAUCUCCAUCAGCGCGCCGAAACUCAAAACCCUAGACUUGCGCCGCGCGAUCAACGCUGCACAGGAAGAAGUCUACUACGAUGUUCUGAGAGCGAUCAGAAGACCGGAGGGUCGGAAGAACAAACUGGAGGUGCUGUUCCAGCAUCCGACUUAUCAUUGGGAGAAGGGCUACAAGAAUGGCAGGGAGAAGCAGCCGAGAAUGACCCAAGCGAUGAAGGCUCAGGAGAUGCUUGAGGAGGCGAUGUGGGCGGUGAAAUGUAAUAGGGGGUUUGAUAUAGAUGAUGACGAUGAUGGGUACGGGACUGAUUAUAGUGCGAUAAGUGCGAUUAUUCAUGGGGCGAUGUAG
This is a messenger RNA of Alternaria arbusti, 846 nucleotides long. RefSeq lists its product as uncharacterized. The coding region runs from base 1 to 846 and encodes 281 amino acids. NCBI's taxonomy places the organism in Eukaryota, Fungi, Ascomycota, Dothideomycetes, Pleosporales, Pleosporaceae. The record is from RefSeq and is a predicted model, not a curated record. The transcript is spliced from 2 exons.